Molecule: messenger RNA, 1857 nt
Organism: Condylostylus longicornis
Lineage: Eukaryota; Metazoa; Arthropoda; Insecta; Diptera; Dolichopodidae
Product: cilia- and flagella-associated protein 91-like
Exons: 5
Coding region: 1-1857 (618 amino acids)
Source: RefSeq, a predicted model, not a curated record
AUGGAGUACGAUUUUGAAGAUUGUCAAUUUCAAUUUUUAAAUUGGUUACGUGCCAACAAUCAACUUCAUGGAGAAAAAGAUGCUUGGCGUUUAAAUUCUUUUAGUAUGGAUUAUACAGAUCAUUUAAGUGUAAAUUUAUCUGAUGCCGAAUUAUUGGGUAUAAAUCGUGAUGAUCCAAAAGAUGUUAAAGGAAAAUUAAGAGCAAAAUAUUUUCAUCAUUUAACAAAUGUUGCAUCAAAAUUUGUACCAGCUAUACCAUUUGAUACCGAAGAAUAUUCAUGUUUUAUGCCAAUUAUUACUGAAAAAUCUCGUGAAGUUUCCGUUCAAACUAAAUAUAGAGAAUCAUCUGUACAAACAUCUCCAUUUGAACCGGAAUUUUUUCCCGAUGAAAAGAAUAAAUAUUUAGAAACUGAAAUUUAUUCAAUUUGUAGAGCAAUACAAGAUAUAGAAGAACCAGGACAAUAUGAAAUUUCAUUAAUAGAACGUUUAAAAAGGCGUCGUGCUUUAGAAAAAGUUUUAAAUACUUGUCGAAAUAAAAAUGAUAUAGAUAGAUAUAGACGGGUUAUUAAAACAUUUGAAUGGGAAGAAUGGAUGGCAAGAGAAGAAGAUAUUCAAUAUUAUCAAAAUUUACGUUUACAAACAUUACGGGAAUUACUGGAUGAGAAAAAUUGUAAAAUGAGAAAUAUAUCAGAUCAAAAAAUUUUAUAUAGAAUUGAACAAAUUAAAAAGAAAUCAGAAUAUGAAAUGUUAAAAAUUCAAAAUAAAUAUAAUAGAGAUAUGAGAAAAAUUGAAUAUAAAAGAAAAAAUAUACCAAGAAAAUAUCCAAAAUCUGAUAUAUUGGAUGAACAUACUAAAAUGGAUUCAGAAUUAUAUGCACCACAAAUGCGUUACGGUGUUAAUCCAAAACGUAAACAUUUUAUUGGUUAUAAAACUAAAUUUAAUAUGAGAAUCGAAGAUAUAAAUCGAAAAAUGAUAAAACCAACUGUUGUUGAAUGCCCAUUUGCUUUUACAAAAGCAAUUUCAAAACCAAAAGAACCCCCAAAAGAAUAUACUGUGAAUUUCUUAACUGAUAAAAGACUUAAAACACUUUACGAAACUUUAAAGCAUUUUCGAAUCAAAUUGGAACCAAAACCAAGAGAUGCACCAAAAUGUUUAAAAGAAAAAGAAACUAUUCCCGAAAGUGAAACUAAAAUUACAGUUUUUGGAAUAGAACAGGAUGUUGAAGGUCGUGCUAUACAAAGUAUGUUAUAUGCUGGUAAAGAAGAACUUAAAGGACUUAUACAUGAAAUUGAUUCAACUCAUUCAUUAAAAGCAAUUGAAACCCUAUUUCCUGAUAUUACAAAAGAAAAGAAAUCUAAACAAGCUCAAAUGUUAGCAAAACAAAAAUAUUCAGAACAAAUUUCAAGUGAUAAUAAAAAUCUUAAGUCUAUUAUACAUGGUUUUGAAGGUUCAAUUAUUGGUCCACUUUUUGAAUUUCUCGAAAAAGAAUUAGAUCGUUUAUAUGAACAGAAACGUAUACAAGCUAUUGUAAUGUUAGCUGAAAGAGAACGUUAUAAACGUGAAGCUAAAGAAGCUGGUAAACGUCAAUAUGAGAAUCGUUUAAGAGAAAAAUAUUCUGAAGCAUAUAUACAUAUGGCAAAAUCAACCAAAGAUAAUAUUUCAAUGUAUUUAGAAGAUGUUCUAUUAGAUGAUAUAAGUAGAAAAGCUGCAUUUGAUAGUCGUCGUAAAAUUAUUGAUAUUGCACGUGAUUUAGAUCGUUUUAGUGAACAAAUGAUUGAGAAUCCUACAUUGCCACAUAAUAGAAUCAUGUUGGAUAAUGAAGAAUUACUCGAGUUUGUUACAAAUCAGCAAAUUUAA